Molecule: messenger RNA, 687 nt
Organism: Aspergillus wentii DTO 134E9
Lineage: Eukaryota; Fungi; Ascomycota; Eurotiomycetes; Eurotiales; Aspergillaceae
Exons: 2
Coding region: 1-687 (228 amino acids)
Biological process (GO): import into nucleus
Cellular component (GO): cytoplasm
Source: RefSeq, a predicted model, not a curated record
AUGGCAUCAGCAGGACUAAUUGGCUCCACUGGUCUAGUGGGUUCCCAUAUCUUGAAUUCUCUUCUUGCCAGCUCUGCAAUUAGUCAUGUCAACACCUUUUCUCGCCGUCUCCCGCAGGUGGAAUCAUCCAAGCUCACAGCGUUUGCCUCUAAGGAAGCUCCUCAAUGGGCUAGUCAGAUAGGCAAUCUCCCUGCACCGGCCUUAUUCUUCUCCUCUUUCGGUACUACUCGAAGUGCAGCAGGUGGCUUUGAAAACCAAUACAACAUUGAGCAUGGGCUGCAUUUGGAAUUAGCUCGCGCAGCAAAACAAGCUGGGUCACGCAUUUUCGUUUUAAUUUCUUCCUCGCACGCCAACCAUCAAUCAUCUAUCCCGUAUGCUCGGAUGAAGGGCGAGAUUGAAGAAGAUAUCAAAGGGCUGGACUUUGAAAAGACAGUCAUUCUGCGCCCUGGAGUGGUUACAGGUGAUCGCAAGGAAAGCAGACCUGCUGAGACUGUGGCACGAUACUUGCUAGGAGCAGUUGGGAGGGUUAAUACUUCAUGGAAGGACAGUCUGGCUCAGGAUGCAGAUGUCAUUGCACAGGCUGCGAUCAAUGCGGGUCUGAGGGCAUUGAAGGGCGAUUGUGCUCCAGGCAAUCAAAGGGUUUGGAUUCUGGAUGGGAGGGAAAUAAUUGAAAUUGGACGGAGAUAG